This is a messenger RNA of Oryctolagus cuniculus (rabbit), 1501 nucleotides long. NCBI's taxonomy places the organism in Eukaryota, Metazoa, Chordata, Mammalia, Lagomorpha, Leporidae. The record is from RefSeq and is a predicted model, not a curated record.
UGUAAGAUGGCGGCGCGGGGGGCGGCCGGGGAGGGGGCCAGUCACGUGGUGGGGAGCAGCGCGCGAGCCUCCUUAAGUGAUCUCUAUGGUUCGUCCGGACGCACUGGAGCAGCGGAGCGCGAGACGGCUCAUGUGUCUGCGCGCGCCGAGCCGACGCCCGGCCGGGUUUCAGUUUUACGGGGUUUUUGUUUCUUUUUUCGCCUCCUGCAGCGCUGUACGGGAUUUCCCCGAAGGGUAUGGGGACCGAGUUGCCGGGAGACUUCCGGGCUCUGUGGUGGUUUGCUCGUGGCGGAGCCCGGGGCCGCCUCCGCGGGAUGCGCCCUGGCAUUCUUGGGCUCGGAAAGCGGGCAGGGCGGCGGGUGCGGUGGCGGCGGCGGGCGGGGGGCGCGGCCCCGCUCGGGCUCCAGCGCGGACUCGGGGCCGGGAGAGGGCGCGGGCGCCGCAGCUCCGAGACGCGGCGGGAGCGCUGCCCCUGCCUUUCGGGAAUGGGCUGCAUCCAGCCGGCGUCUCCCCGCGCUUUUGCCGCCCAUCCCAUUUCCUGCUUUCGAUCUGACGAGGCGUCCCCGGGGCAGCGGCGGUCCCCGCUGGACCUUUCUGGCCCUUUUCCUUUCUAGAGUGGUCGGUUUCGUGGAGAUCGGGGCUCCCGGCCCCGCGGGCGCCGGCGCGGCGUCCGAGCCCCGGAGCUCGCGGGCGCUCGCGGGCGGGCGGCGUGGGGCUGGGCGGGGUCUGCGGGCGCGGCGCGGCGGGGAAGGGCGAGGAAGAGACGGGGCGGCGGGCCGGCGGCGGCGGCGGAGGAAGCAUCGAGGAGCGCCCGCGCCGCCCGGCCGCCUUCCGCGUGGUCCGGCGGCUCCCGACACCAUGGCCCUGGCUGAGGUAGUAGUUUGUGCUGUUGGUCGGGUUGUGACAUUGCCCGCUGUGGAGAUAACUGCGCAAGCUACUGCCUUGCUAGUGCUGGUGAUGCUCAGCGCCGCCGAGGAGGAGGACAAUGGCUGGGAAUUCCCUUUGUUUUGCGGGGCGCGGGGGCGCCGGGACGGCCCGCGGAGACCGUUAGCCUCGCGGCCUCGGGAGGAAGGGCUCGGGGUGGGGGCUGCGCGUGGGGAUUCGCUCUCGGAGGAAGCAGCGGAAUUGUCGAAGAUGCUGACACGGAUAACUUUCCCUCUCGACCGUGCUCUUUCAGCAGUUGAUGCGCGAUUUAGUCUCCCGUACCUGUUUGACUUCAUUCUUUAGUUGUAGGUGCGAGUGCGAUGAGCCCUCCUGGUGUGCAGAACUGGCUUUGGGGACAGAAGGAGUAGACCCCCGUAAUGGCAAAGUUUAUACCUUGAUGUCCUAGAUCUGAUUUUUUUUUGGUAUGCGCCCUCUUUUAAAAGAGUGCUUUUUUUUUUUUUAAUGUAGACCUAAAGCAAUUUAAAAUUUCUGUUUGACCUUUGCAAUUUCUUGAAUGAGAAUGUUGGAUUGAUGACUAAAUCUGUAAGAGGCAAACAAAUAAAUUAUUUUUACAGUG